AAGAAAGCGGAUGUAAGAGAUAUCAGACCACCAUGCUGACGAAUCUCUCUGUAUUCCUCAUUAUGAUCACGCUGUCGUCGGUCGCGGCGCAGACAUUUCAGUACUCCCGCGGCUGGACGAACGGCAAGCGUGACGGUCGUGACGGUCGUGACAGACUCGCUGACAGGCUGGAGAAGAUGUUCACGCCGUGCCAGAUGCAGAAACUCCGAUAUCUGUUGGACGGGAAGGCUGUUACUGAGAAGCUCCUGACGCCAUGCGAGUAUUUAGAAGAGGACGGUGAGGAACCGAGACGACAGAAACUCAAGCUAGCUCAAGACUCCCUCUACGACAACAUCCAGUAAAAUCUGUUCACGCCUUGCCUGAGUUCAUUUUAUUACAUUGUAAAGUGCCAUCU
Aricia agestis (brown argus) is the source of this 394-nucleotide messenger RNA. It is a transcript of the gene Crz, whose product is annotated as pro-corazonin-like. Bases 33 to 341 code for a protein of 102 amino acids. The record is from RefSeq and is a predicted model, not a curated record. Gene Ontology annotation, biological process: positive regulation of heart contraction. Gene Ontology annotation, molecular function: corazonin receptor binding. The transcript is spliced from 3 exons. Lineage: Eukaryota; Metazoa; Arthropoda; Insecta; Lepidoptera; Lycaenidae.